UUCUUUACGUUUCUGGCUUCCACUUUCCACUCUCCAAUCCCAUGCUCUCGGUACUCCAAUCUUCACUCUUCAUAGCUUCGUGAACUCAACUUCUUCGAGUUUCUCGACACUUCUUCUCUGAUUUUUCUCAUUUUUUUCACUUGAAAUCCACCUCGAGCACUGAAUUUAGGCAGGAAGGGAAUAUGAGCAAUUCUAUAGGGAAUAACUUGCUGUAUCAGGGAUUCCUUACCUCAACAGUGUUGGAACAUAAAAGUAGAAUCAGUUCUCCUUGUGUUGGAGGCAAUUCUUUGUUUCAACAACAAGUGAUCGCGAAAUCGCCUUUAUCUAGUGAAUUUCGAGGUAACAGGUUAAAGGUGCAGAAAAAGAAGAUACCAAUGGGAAAGAAGCGUGCUAUUUCUAGUUCUCCUCAUGCUGUACUAACCACUGAUGCCUCUUCUGAGCUAGCAGAAAAGUUCAGCCUAGAAGGGAAUACUGAGCUACAGGUUGAUGUUAGGCCUCCUACUUCAGGUGACGUGUCUGUUGUGGAUUUCCAAGUUACAUAUAGUAGUGAUAAACUGUUUUUGCACUGGGGGGCAGUAAAGUUCGGGAAAGAUACAUGGUCUCUUCCUAACGAUCGUCCAGAUGGAACCAAAGUGUACAAGGACAAAGCACUGAGAACCCCUUUUGUAAAAUCUGGCUCUAACUCCAUCCUGAGAUUGGAGAUACGGGACGCUGCUAUAGACGCUAUAGAGUUCCUCAUAUACGAUGAAGCCCGAAAUAAAUGGAUAAAGUAUAAUGGUGGUAAUUUUCAUGUCAAAUUGUCAAGAAAAGAGAUACGAGGUUCAGAUGUCUCAGUUGCCGAGGAUCUUGUACAGAUCCAAGCAUAUUUGAGGUGGGAGAGGAAUGGAAAACAGAAUUACACCCCUGAGAAAGAGAAGGAGGAAUACGAGGCUGCUCGAAGAGAGCUACAGGAUGAAAUAGUUCGUGGUGCCUCCAUACAUGACAUUCGAGCAAGGCUAACAAAAACUAAUGAUACAACUAAGGGCAAGGAAGAGCCUCUUGAGCUUGAGAAAGGCAUUACACCUGAUGAGUUGCAGAAAAAGAUUACAAAAGGAGAGAUAAAAACUCAGGUGGUCAAGCAUCUGAAAAAAAGUUAUUCCACUGCUGAAAGGAUCCAAAGAAAGAAGAGAGACUUUGGGUUGCUUAUUAAUAAGUAUCCUUCCAGUCCUCCAGUACAAGUACAAAAGGUCUUGGAAGAACCAAAAGCCUUAUCUAAAAUUGAGCUUUAUGCCAAGGAAAAGGAGCAGCAGGUUCACGACCCAAUUCUAAAUAAAAAGAUCUUUAAGGUCGAUGAUGGGGAACUACUGGUACUGGUAGCAAAGUCUUCUGGGAAGACAAAAGUACAUUUGGCUACAGACCUAAAUCAGCCAAUUACUCUUCACUGGGCAUUAUCCAAAACACCUGGAGAGUGGAUGGCACCACCUUCAAGCAUAUUGCCUCCAGGGUCAAUUAUUUUAGACAAGGCUGGUGAAACACCUUUUUCAGCCAGUUCAUCUGAUGGUCCAACUUCAAAGGCACCGCCUUCAAAUACAUUACCGCCUGGGACCAGUACAUUAGACAAGGGUGUGGAGAUCCCUAUUUCAGCUAGUUCUGAUGUUAUUACUUCUAUGGUCCAAUCUUUGGAUAUAGAAAUUGAAGAUGACAAUUUCGUGGGGAUGCCAUUUGUUCUUUUGUCUGGUGGAAGAUGGAUUAAAAACCAAGGGGCGGAUUUCUAUGUUGACUUUGGUGCAGUCAAAGCAGCACUCAAGGCUGCUGGGGAUGGUAGUGGAACUGCAAAAUCUUUACUGGAUAAAAUAGCAGCUAUGGAAAGUGAGGCUCAGAAGUCAUUUAUGCACCGGUUUAAUAUUGCAGCUGACUUGAUAAAAGAAGCCACUAGCGCUGGUGAACUUGGUUUCGCUGGAAUUCUUGUGUGGAUGAGGUUCAUGGCUACACGGCAGCUGAUAUGGAACAAAAACUAUAACGUAAAACCACGUGAAAUAAGUCAAGCUCAGAACAGGCUUACAGACUUGUUGCAGAAUGCUUUCACCAGUCACCCUCAGUACCGUGAAAUUUUACGGAUGAUUAUGUCAACUGUUGGACGUGGAGGUGAAGGGGACGUAGGACAACGAAUUAGGGAUGAAAUUUUGGUCAUCCAGAGGAAAAAUGACUGCAAGGGUGGCAUGAUGGAAGAAUGGCAUCAGAAACUGCAUAACAACACUAGUCCUGAUGAUGUUGUGAUCUGUCAGGCGUUGAUUGACUAUAUCAAGAGUGACUUUGAUAUUGGUGUUUAUUGGAGGACCCUGAAUGAGAAUGGAAUAACAAAAGAGCGUCUUUUGAGUUAUGACCGUGCUAUUCAUUCUGAACCAAAUUUGAGAAGAGAUCAAAAGGAUGGCCUUUUGCGUGAUUUAGGUCACUAUAUGAGAACACUGAAGGCUGUUCAUUCAGGUGCAGAUCUUGAGUCUGCUAUUGCAAACUGCAUGGGCUACAGAUCUGAGGGAGAAGGCUUUAUGGUUGGAGUCCAGAUAAAUCCUGUAUCAGGCUUGCCAUCUGGCUUUCAGGACCUCCUCCAUUUUGUCUUAGACCAUGUGGAAGAUAAAAAUGUGGAAGCUCUUCUUGAGGGAUUGCUCGAGGCUCGUGAGGAGCUUAGGCCUUUGCUUUUCAAACCGAACAACCGUCUGAAGGAUCUGUUGUUUUUAGACAUAGCCCUUGAUUCUACAGUUAGGACAGCAGUAGAAAGGGGAUAUGAAGAAUUGAACAACGCUAAUCCGGAGAAAAUCAUGUGCUUCAUCUCCUUCGUUCUUGAAAAUCUUGCACUUUCAGUGGAUGAUAAUGAAGAUCUUGUUUAUUGCUUGAAGGGAUGGGAUCAAGCUCUUUCAAUGUCUAAGAGUGGAGACAACCAUUGGGCUUUAUUUGCAAAAGCUGUGCUCGACAGAACUCGUCUUGCACUUGCAAGCAAGGCUGAGUGGUACCAUCACUUAUUGCAGCCAUCUGCGGAAUAUCUAGGAUCAAUACUUGGGGUGGAACAAUGGGCUUUGAACAUAUUUACUGAAGAAAUUAUACGUGCUGGAUCAGCAGCUUCAUUAUCCUCACUCCUUAAUAGACUCGAUCCUGUGCUUCGGAAAACUGCAAAUCUGGGAAGUUGGCAGAUUAUCAGCCCAGUUGAAGCCGUUGGAUAUGUUGCCGUUGUAAAUGAGUUGCUUUCAGUUCAGAACAAAACCUACGAGAAGCCCACGAUCUUAGUAGCAAAAUCUGUUAAAGGAGAGGAGGAAAUUCCUGAUGGUGCUGUUGCCCUGAUAACACCAGACAUGCCAGAUGUUCUUUCACAUGUUUCUGUUCGAGCGAGAAAUGGGAAGGUUUGCUUUGCUACAUGUUUUGAUUCCAAUUUAUUGGCUGACCUCCAAGCAAAGGAAGGAAGGAUUUUGCUCUUAAAGCCUACAUCGUCAGACAUAAUCUAUAGUGAGGUGAAAGAGAUUGAGCUCCAAAGUUCAAUUAACUUGGUAGAACCUGAAACUUCAGCAACACUUAGACUGGUGAAGAAGCAAUUUGGUGGUUCUUACGCAAUAUCAUCCGAUGAAUUCACGAGUGAAAUGGUUGGAGCUAAAUCACGUAAUAUUGCAUAUCUGAAAGGAAAAGUGCCUUCCUGGGUGGGAAUUCCUACUUCAGUGGCUCUUCCAUUUGGAGUCUUUGAGAAAGUACUUUCAGACGAGAUAAAUCAGGGAGUGGCAAAAGAGUUGCAAAUUCUGACAAAUAAACUAUCUGAAGGAGAGUUCAGCGCUCUUGGUGAAAUUCGCAGAACUGUUUUAGAUCUUUCAGCACCAGCGCAAUUGGUCAAAGAGCUGAAAGAGAAGAUGCAGGGUUCUGGCAUGCCUUGGCCUGGUGAUGAAGGUCCAAAGCGGUGGGAACAAGCAUGGAUGGCCAUAAAAAAGGUGUGGGCUUCUAAAUGGAAUGAGAGAGCAUACUUCAGCACAAGGAAGGUGAAACUGGAUCAUGACUACCUGUGUAUGGCUGUCCUUGUUCAAGAAAUAAUAAAUGCUGAUUAUGCAUUUGUCAUUCACACAACCAACCCAUCUUCUGGAGACUCCACAGAAAUAUAUACCGAGGUGGUCAGGGGCCUUGGAGAAACACUUGUUGGAGCUUAUCCAGGCCGUGCUUUGAGUUUUAUCUGCAAGAAAAAGGAUCUCAACUCUCCUCAAGUGUUAGGUUACCCAAGCAAACCGAUUGGACUUUUCAUAAAAAGAUCUAUCAUCUUCCGAUCUGAUUCCAAUGGUGAAGAUUUGGAAGGUUAUGCCGGUGCCGGCCUCUAUGACAGCGUACCAAUGGAUGAGGAGGACAAAGUUGUAAUUGAUUACUCUUCCGACCCAUUAAUAACUGAUGGUAACUUCCGCCAGACGAUCCUGUCCAACAUUGCUCUUGCCGGAAAUGCUAUUGAGGAGCUAUAUGGCUCUCCUCAAGACAUCGAGGGUGUAGUGAGGGAUGGAAAGAUUUAUGUUGUUCAGACAAGACCCCAGAUGUGAUCAUAUUCUCGUUGUAUCAGAUCUGUGACACAAUUACACGGCACAAGUCGCCUGUAUGAUUGUACGCAAUCCAAAACAUCACAUCCUGUUCACUUCAGUUAUUGGGUGAGAACUGAGAAGUAGGCAUUGCAAUCUGAGGAAUUAUAACAGAAACUUUGUAAAAACUAAUUUAGCUCAAUAUGGUAUAGGGAGUGUGUAAACAUUGUACUGUAUAAAGUAUACACGCAUAAUUUAUUUGCAUCAUGCACUGAAUAAUAAUAUGGCAUCAAAGAAGAAAUCCUUUGAAUGGUUCCAGUUGUCGCAUUA
This is a messenger RNA of Lycium barbarum (goji berry), 4838 nucleotides long. RefSeq names its product alpha-glucan water dikinase, chloroplastic. The coding region runs from base 183 to 4532 and encodes 1449 amino acids. Lineage: Eukaryota; Viridiplantae; Streptophyta; Magnoliopsida; Solanales; Solanaceae. Gene Ontology annotation, molecular function: ATP binding; kinase activity. Gene Ontology annotation, biological process: phosphorylation. The record is from RefSeq and is a predicted model, not a curated record. The transcript has 34 exons.